Messenger RNA from Solanum stenotomum, 669 nucleotides. RefSeq lists its product as uncharacterized. Bases 1 to 669 code for a protein of 222 amino acids. The record is from RefSeq and is a predicted model, not a curated record. The transcript has a single exon. Lineage: Eukaryota; Viridiplantae; Streptophyta; Magnoliopsida; Solanales; Solanaceae.
AUGAUCAUCAAUGAGAAUUUGGAAUAUGCUGUGAUUGGAAAAAUUUCCUAUGGAUGGCCUGCAAUUCAAGAUUUAUGUAAGUUGAUCCCCAAACAAUGUGAGUUGAAAGGAGAGUGUAACAUUGGUCUAUUGAGCAAUAGACUUGUAUUGAUUAAGGCCAUGCUACUGGAAGACUACGUACAUUUGCUAUCAAAAUUGGCAUUUUACAUCACGCAACGGAACUGGUCGUUCCCAAUGCUAACAUUGAAGUGGGAUCCAAUGUUCAAUCCUAAGGAAGAAACGUCCACAACAAUAGCAUGGAUUUCCUUUCCGUCUCUUCCCCCAAUUUUUUUUGGAAAGAAAGUUGUCUUCUCCUUAGCAGCGGUUGUGGGCAAGCCAUUACAGAUGGAUAUGGCUACCAAGAAUCAGACGAGACCAAGUCGUGCAAGGGUGAAGGUAGAGGUACAUCUGUUAAGAGAGUUCCCAAAGCGCAUUAAAAUUGGGAUGCGAAGGAGUGAUGAAGUCAUGGAAAAAUGGAUUCGCAUAAAUUAUGAUUAUGUUCCAAAAUACUGUAAAACAUGUAUGAUCCAAGGUCAUAAUGAGCAGGAAUGCUAUGUGGAACAUCCGGAAUUAUAUCCAACGAAGGAGAAGGUUGAUCAAGUAGUGGGGAAGCAAUCUUACAAUACAUAG